AUGAAGGUGUGGGGAGACAAGGAGGACAGCAGAUCAGUAGGAAACAUUCCUGCCACAGAGGAAGGGGAUCAGACUAGCCACCCCGCUGACACAAGACUGCCCGGGGGACCUGAGUUUCGCGGCUGGGCUGUGGUUUCCCCCCUUUCUCCCGGGUACGGGAGCGGCGCGGGGAGCCCCGGCACGGCCGCCCCCGGACCCAGCGGAGCCGGGCGCGGGUCCCCCCCGUCCCCGCGCGUUAACAUCCGCGCAGGCAGCGCUGAUUUCCCCAUUCACCCUCCGCUGCGAGGAGCAUCCCCGCAUCUCCCAGCGAGCAGCCACCGCUCUGCACCCCUGUCCCCCCCGCCAGCCCAGGCGGCCUUCCCGCAGGUGCAGCCCGGGCUGUCACGCGUGGGGGGGCCCGGCAGUGUCCGGAAGCUCGCUCCCUCCCUUCCCUCCCUCCCAGGAGCCCGCGGGGGAGGGGGAUCCACAGCCCAAACCCGCUUUCGGCCCCCUCCUGCCGCCCGCCCCCCGAGCGAUGCAGAACAGCGCUUCCUCCCGUGCAGACGCCGCUCCCCGCCCUUCACGGCGGCAGGGUCCGGGCCCCGCUGCCGAGCCCCCCGGCUCACCCGGCCAGCAGCACCUCCCGCCGCGGUGCGGGGCGCGGAGCGGUGUCCCGGCCGGCCCGGCCCCGCUACCUGUUGCGGCGGGGCGAGCCCGGGGCGCGGGGCGCGGAGCGGAGCGCAGGGCGGCGCGGAGCGCAGGGCGGGCGGCGCGGCUCCCCCGCCCCUCCCCCGCCUGCCCGCCCGCCCGAGGCGCGCCGCGCCGCCCGGUGACACGGAGCGGCACCCGGGAGGGGACGGCAAAAGGUGCCAAGUGCGCCCCACGGCCCGGCGGGGACAGCUCCCGGCCCCGCGGGGUGACAGCGGUGCCCCGGGAGCGGGGCCGGAGGCUGAGCCCGCCGGGCAGCGGCAGCGCCGGGCACCGCGCACCUUCUCCCGCAAUCGCCCGUGCGCGCCCGCAGGGACCCCGCGUGUGCUGCUGCGGGUUGGUAUUCCAGAGUCACGGCGAAAGCGCCAACAUCCCCAGGAUUUGGGCUGUCACGUGCCCCUCUCGUUUUCCUAUUCUGCCAAAUAUCGACCCACACUCACGGGCCGAGGCGGCGGCUCCCAGCGCCCGCGGCGCGACCCGCGGAGGAGCAGCCGCCACCCCCGCCGCGCUUCCCCGCGGGCGCUGGCGAGCAAUGGACGUGUCCUUCCCGCGAAGUUUUCACGGAUGGGGACGGGACUAGCCGUGACCUGGAUACGCCGGCCGGUGUGUCGGACACCCGCCCCGCUGCCCCCCGCGCCGCUGCUCGCCCCGCGCAAGGCUCCGCGCUGCACUCACUCACCUCCCCUAGGACAUGGUGGCGCGGCGGGGGGAGGAGACGCGGCCCCCGGCUACUGGCAGCGAACCAUCCGGGAGCCCGCACCGCCACCCAGGGUAAAACUCCCAUCUGCGCCACCAAGGAAGAGGAGGGAGGAGAGUGGCGAGGGUGUAAACUUUUUCCUCCCCCCCGCCCCCUCCGGUGCCGCCCGGCCCCUCGCAGCGCCCGGCGGCCGCGGCGCCCCCGCCGCCCCUCCCGCGCCGCCCGCCGCGGCGGCUCCCGGCGGCUCCCGGCGCCGCGGGGUUUCUCACGCACGGAGCCCGCCGCCGCCGCGGUUCCUGGUUCGCGGAGCCGCCGGAGGAAGGGAAGGAGGGCGGGCGGCGGGGGAGGAGGAGUGUCUCCCCGUGCCCUUCCCCAGGCGGAGCGUCUCUCCCGGCCCUGGCGGCGGCGGAACACCCCUCCCCUCCGCUCCGCUCCGCGCUCCGACCGCCCCGCUCGGCCCCCGGGCGGGCUGCGGGGAGCGGAGCGCCCCUGGACGGGAUGGCGGGAGGAGGCUGCGCUCCCCCCCGCCGGGCCUGCGCCUUCCAUCCCCCCGUCCCCGCCGCUGCCGGGCGGGGGGAGCCGGUCCCCGCUGCCCCCCAGCGUGCCCUUGUGUCCCGGGAUACGGGCAAGCCGCGGGAGCAUCCGCGCCGCACUCGCGGGGCUGCGCUGGGGCAAGCCCGCCCCGGUUCCGCACACUAACAGGAAAAUCGGUGCUAACAGCGAUGCUGGUUUUGAAAUAA
Messenger RNA from Melospiza georgiana, 2124 nucleotides. RefSeq names its product collagen alpha-1(I) chain-like. The transcript is spliced from 4 exons. The record is from RefSeq and is a predicted model, not a curated record. Bases 1 to 2124 code for a protein of 707 amino acids. Lineage: Eukaryota; Metazoa; Chordata; Aves; Passeriformes; Passerellidae.